Messenger RNA from Mya arenaria, 1111 nucleotides. RefSeq lists its product as uncharacterized. NCBI's taxonomy places the organism in Eukaryota, Metazoa, Mollusca, Bivalvia, Myida, Myidae. The transcript has 4 exons. The record is from RefSeq and is a predicted model, not a curated record. Bases 55 to 723 code for a protein of 222 amino acids.
CAAAAAUAUCGUGAGCUGUUAAUCGACAUUAAUUAUUCAUUUAUCUCGACAAAUAUGAAUUUUUGUAUAAAGUAUAUUCUAACGGCGAUAAUUGUGUCUGGUGUCGCGCUUGGUGCUAUUUCGCAUCCAAGACCUGUUGCUGUGGAGAACCCCUGUAAUCUGGUUCUGGCAGAAGAUCCUAUAGAUACCUCCGACUUCAUUAGCAGACUUACUGACAUACAGACAAGAUCCGAAGGUAUCGAGCUUGACGCCCAGCGCAUUAAGACACAGCUCAAAGGUUCAGGAAAAGUGCGUUCAUUUACUGCAAAGGUUUUGGAUAGAUACAAUUUCAUGGAAACUGUAUCGCAAGAUAAAAUAUCACCAGCUUUAAAUAGCCAGGUUGAGGCUCUACAAUCCCACUAUGAUUUCCUUUUCGAAUAUAUCGUCCAUAUCCAGGACAUUAAGGGCGCCGACAGUCUGAGCACCAACAUCGACGUCGCCAAUGCUGAACUGCUAAACGCCCUUGACAGUCUUGAGAACAAGAUUGAACGCACAGCCUGCAGCGUCGUACUCGCACUAAGAGCCAAAGGAAGUGAUAUGCUCGAAUACGAGCCGACGCUGUUAAACGGAUAUACAUCGUCACCCUUUUCCGCCAUUUACAACGCUUACAUUCUGGCAAACGACGGUGUCAAACUGGGCGCCUACCUCAAAGAAAUGUAUGGAGAACUUUCAAAAGCAAACUAGGUUUAGUUUGGCUGGGAAAUUUCAAUGGUGGGGUUAAAAGAGGUUAUUUUACAUCACGUUUUUUACAUUUAUUACAUGACAUUAUAUUUAUUUAUGAAUUUCAAUGAAACUCAAUCUUUAUUUAUAGUAUUAAAAUGAACGCUCGGUAUGCCGGUUUUAUUGCCAAGAUUGCACAUGUUUGAUCCUUUAUUUAUUUAUCUAUUUAUUGCCAGUGUCUUUCAAUGCUCCAAACAUGCAUAAUUUACAUUUGUAUUUACAUGAUACUGAAUGGUGUUUAUUUAUUUAUACUCUAUUUUUAUAAAAUCUCAUAAAUAUGUUUUAUUAUUUAAGGUGAAACAGUUUUGUCGAAGCUUGUGAAAAAAUAAUUUGCCAGCAUUUGAUUUAUCAA